ACGGUUGAGCCACCUUUCUUAUGUUCUUUAUCUUUCCCCAUAUAUAUAUACAUAUAUAUCCACGUUCUUCGUCUGAUCAGGAAGAUUAACACAAAAAAGAAAAUUCUUUUUGGGACAAAGAAGAGAUCAUGAGCUGCUUCCGCGGGCGUAUACUUUACAAUAUUAAUAUUCUUGCGUUGUUCGUCUUCUUCUUAAUGUCGAUCUUGACGAGCUCCGAGUGCAGAACUUCAAUGGCGGAAGAUGAUCAGAACCCAUUAUCAUACGAGCUGUGGAGCAGAGAGGAGAUGGUACGGAUGGCCGGCUAUGGAGAAGACAAGCUCUCCACCGUCCUCGUCGCCGGCACCGUUGUUUGCGAGGCUUGCUUGAGCGGUGAACAUGAGCUUCGUGUCUGGCCUGUUCCAGGUGCGUCGGUGACGGUGAAAUGCAGCAAAAGUGGGGAGAGCAAAUGGGUAUGGGAAAGAGGUAUGACAGACGAAUAUGGAGAUUUCUUGAUUGAUCUUCCAUCGCAGCUCCAUGCAACUCCGAACUUGGAGAAAACAUGUUACGUGAAAGUUCUCCGGCUGCCGACCAACUCGCAGUGCCGGCCGGCGUACGUGAAAAAACAGAAGGGUCUAAAACUCUCCUCCGUCGGCAAUGGCAUCCGAACUUACUCCGCCGGACGGAUCAGGUUCCAGCACUUCACAUCAAAGUCUUCCCCACCAUGCAUCAGGGUUGGCACAGGUGGUACAAAACAGAUUGCUUGAUGAAUAUGUAUGUAUGUAUGUAUAUAUAUGUAUAGAGA
Molecule: messenger RNA, 781 nt
Organism: Carica papaya (papaya)
Lineage: Eukaryota; Viridiplantae; Streptophyta; Magnoliopsida; Brassicales; Caricaceae
Product: Pollen Ole e 1 allergen and extensin family protein
Source: RefSeq, a predicted model, not a curated record